Molecule: messenger RNA, 2647 nt
Organism: Spinacia oleracea (spinach)
Lineage: Eukaryota; Viridiplantae; Streptophyta; Magnoliopsida; Caryophyllales; Amaranthaceae
Product: proline transporter 2
Exons: 8
Coding region: 550-1911 (453 amino acids)
Source: RefSeq, a predicted model, not a curated record
UUAUCAACUUAUCACUCUGGAGUCCCUGUUUUCCUCUUUGAGUGAGUGGUGUUGCGCAAAGAUAGUUUUCCAGCGGUGUGUAAAAAUAACAUCUGGUAUUGUUUUGUCAUGUGAGAAAAAUUAAAGGGAUGUGGUAACAGAAAAGGACAGAAUUACUGCGAAUAUCGACUCGUUUCAAGUUAUUUCCAAAGGAAGAGAGUGAUAUUCAUGGGGUCACGGCCCUUGCCAACCACUACUGAUUCAACCCCUAAUACAUGUGAUUAGAUCUCAACCACGUACACUGAACACAUUCGUCUGUCGACAUGCGUAUACCGAUAAACCACCGCGAUGGAAUUCCCCACCAAAAAGUCGGGAAAAGAGAGAGACAAACGAAGAAGGAUGUACACAUGGUCGACAAUGAAAACAUGUACCAGAGGCAGGUAAAAGUUGGAAUAGUCCACUGAUUACUGAUUAGUGCAUAUGGUCCUUAGCCCUUAGGGAAUGUUGUCCUUAUAAAGAAGCAACAAUUGGCAACGUAAAGAUAACGAUUUCCCGGUCAAAAUUGAAAAGAUGUACAUGGAGAACAACACAGAAGGCAAUAUUAGACAGCAAGAAGUUCUUAACCUUGAAUCUGGCUCCACUAAAGAUGAUCAAUACCAAGAUGAGGGUCCAGCUUCAGCAUCAGCUCACGCUAUUGGAAAAGAUUCAUGGCAGCAGGUUAGUUUGAUGCUCGUAACGAGCUUCAACUGUGGAUGGGUAUUAAGCUUUUCAAACCUUAUGUUGGUGCCCCUGGGUUGGACAUGGGGUAUCGUCUGCUUACUUUUUGUCGGGUUCUUCAGUUGCUACUCAGGCUGGCUAUUAGCAGGUUUUCAUUUCAUCCAAGGUCAGAGAUUCAUCAGAUAUAGAGACAUGAUGGGACAUCUAUUUGGGAAGAAAAUGUACUUUGUAACAUAUUUUCUCCAAUUUUCAACCUUCAUUUUGGUAAAUAUGGGUUUCAUCCUUCUCGGAGGCAGAGCACUGAAGGAGAUAAAUCUGGUGUUCAGUGACACAGCCAUGAGGCUCCAGUAUUUCAUCAUUAUCACAGGAGUAGUAUACUGCAUAUUUGCUAUUGUUGUCCCAAACAUGUCUGCCAUGAGAGUGUGGAUAGGAGCGUCGGCCAUUCUCACCUUUGGUUUUAUUGGAGUCCUUCUCGUGGUAUCAGCAAAAGAUGGCAAAUCAAUCAGCCACAAAAACUAUGAAGUUAAGGGCAGCACAGUGGGUAAGGUGUUCAAUGCCUUAGGUGCAGUAUCCGCCAUACUCGUAAGCAACAGUUCAGGCAUGAUACCCGAAAUACAGUCAACCCUCAAGAAGCCAGCUGUCAGGAACAUGAGAAUAGCCUUGUUAUUACAAUAUACUGUUGGCCUCUCGGUAUAUUAUGGUGUUAGCAUAGCUGGAUAUUGGAUUUAUGGUUCAGAAGUGCCAGAUUAUCUCCCUAUGGCACUAAGCGGGCCGAAAUGGGCAAAGAUCCUGAUCAACUUAGCAGUCUUUCUACAAAACGUCAUCUCGCAACAUAUGUUCAUCCAACCAGUUCACGAAGCACUAGAUACUAAGUUCCUGAAAGAUGAUGAGGGUACAUACUCAAGAGAAAAUUUUAAAAGGCGGAUUUUCCUACGAGUACUAGUAUUUACAGGCAAUACUUUUGUGGCAGCGGCCUUACCUUUUAUGGGAGAUUUCAUGAACCUAUUGGGAUCAUUCACACUUGUUACGUUGACGUUUAUUUUUCCAAGUAUGAUCUACAUCAAGGUUAAGGGGAAUACAGCUAGAACUGAGAAGAAGGCAUGGCAUUGGACUGUCAUUAUUGUUUUUUCUAUACUUGCUGUAGUAACUACAAUAUCUGCAGUCAGACUAAUUAUUAACAAUGUUAGAAACUACCAAUUAUUUGCCAAUCAGUAAUAUAUUGAAGUACAUACAUACGGCAUUGUGCUCUAGUCAAGGUCAUGUGGUUCCUAUACUAGCUUCUACAACUAUAAUCAAAAAAAAAAGCCUUUGGCUGCAUUUCUGAGGGAAUCUUUAUGCAAUAUGCAAAAGACAUUGCACUUCUUAGAUUAAAAUAUUUUAUAAGCAUAGCAAUUGAAAUAGAAAGCAAAACAGAGUAAGAUUUCAACAGGAAAUAACGAAGAGGCCAGAAAAAGUGCAACAAUUACUUGCAUGGAUAUGCUUGAGGCUUAUACAUCAUUCUAUCAGAAUCACCUCACUCUGAAAGAGAGCAUUUGUAGGCAAAAGAUAUGUGUAAGUGCGAAUCCAGAAAGAUGGCACGGCUGUGGGAGAGAAAGGGAGGAUAUUUCCCAAGAGAAACAUGAAGUAAGAAAUACUGGAGAACAGACAAGUAAGCAGGAUAAGUUGAAAAACAGUGAAUGCACACAACAGAUAAGGAGUGAAUGGGAAUGUGCAAUAGAGUUGAGGUGGCAGUGGCUCCCAACCCAGUUUCUUUCCCCUGAAAUAGAGGUUCAAUAGACAAGUAAUGAGAAUGUGGCGAUUUCCAUUUCCCCUUGUGCUCCAUGGUGCCUACAAAUAAUAAGUAAGCAGAUAGAAGAUUAAAUGAAGUGUGUGUAUAAUUUCUGCUCCCGGAUUAAGGUCUUAUUAGUCGAAAACAGUUCUUGUAAUAGAAGUGAAAAGUUACAACAGACUA